AUGUCUCUGCAACGAGUCGCUCGCGCUAGUGCGCUGCGGCGCUUGUGCCUCGGCGAUGCGUCGUUGCUGCAGACCCGCGUGACUGUGGUCCAUAAUCAGCUCGCCCGCCUGUCGCUUGCGUCGAGCGCCCAAUUUCCGACACCACUGGUCGGAUCAGUCCCCCCAAUUCAUGCUCAACAACGAUCGCACUCCUACGCGACCGACAGCAAGCCUACCAAAGCGAAGAAGUCCGCAAAGAAGCCCGCGCGCCAAUUGACCGAGAAGCAGAAAGAAGCCAAAGAAAAGAAGGAAAGCCGAGAGCUUCUCAAACAGCUCAAGGAGACAGCUUUGACGCCCCCCAAGAAGCUACCCCAGACAUCUCGUGCGGUUGCGACUCAGCACAAGCUCAACGAACUCAAGGGCCAGUCAUCGUCGCGCUCCCCAGUUGAGACUUUCAAGGAAGCCGUCGAGCAAGUCACCGCUCAGAGACUGGCUGAAGCUGAUCGAUUCAUCGAACAAGCCGAGAAGAACCGGUCUACAAACGAAGCUUCGUACGAGGCAUGGCUCAAUCAAUACACGCCAAUCCAGAUCAAGCAAGCGAACACCGCUCGUAAACACCUUCGCCGUCUGGGCCACAAGAAGUAUUACGGUAUCCACGAUGAGCGCCUGGUCAAGGCUCCUCUGAGCCCAUACUUGUGGUUCAUGAAGGAGCGUCACGAGAGCGGCGACUUCAAGCACCUUACCGUCAAGGAUGCAUCCAUGCGCCUUUCUGGAGAGUGGAAGAAUCUGACAGAUGCGGAGAAGCAGCCCUACUUUGAGAAGGCCGGACGCGAUCAAGAGCGCUACCGUGAGGAAUAUCGGGAGGUGUAUGGCGAAGAUGUCCCGAUGCCCAAGUCCAAGGCCACUUCUCCGUAA
This is a messenger RNA of Penicillium oxalicum, 894 nucleotides long. RefSeq names its product HMG-box domain-containing protein. Bases 1 to 894 code for a protein of 297 amino acids. The record is from RefSeq and is a predicted model, not a curated record. The transcript has 3 exons. Lineage: Eukaryota; Fungi; Ascomycota; Eurotiomycetes; Eurotiales; Aspergillaceae.